This is a messenger RNA of Lytechinus variegatus (green sea urchin), 3784 nucleotides long. RefSeq names its product potassium voltage-gated channel subfamily H member 8-like. NCBI's taxonomy places the organism in Eukaryota, Metazoa, Echinodermata, Echinoidea, Temnopleuroida, Toxopneustidae. Gene Ontology annotation, biological process: potassium ion transmembrane transport; regulation of membrane potential. The transcript has 19 exons. Gene Ontology annotation, molecular function: voltage-gated potassium channel activity. The record is from RefSeq and is a predicted model, not a curated record. Bases 180 to 3215 code for a protein of 1011 amino acids. Gene Ontology annotation, cellular component: membrane.
UUAGCCAGGAUGUGGAGUGGACGGAACGAUUCACUUUUUCUUUCCGAAAAGAACGAAGUUGUCGCUGCCUUCUAGAUAGCAAUUUUGUUCUCGGGAAUGCACAGGUGGAGAGGGAUUAUCCAAUUGUUUAUUGUUCGGAUGGCUUCUGUGAGCUAACGGGGUUUGCAAGGGCAGAAGUCAUGCAAAAGAGUUGUGCUUGCAAAUUUCUCUACGGGCCUGAUACAACGAUAGAGAAAAUAACGUUGAUAGAAAAUUCUCUGGAAAACAGAGAAGAACUCAAAACCGAAGCACUCUUCAGGAAGAAAGACUUAACCCCAUUCUGGUGCCUUCUAGACAUAGUGCCGAUCAAAAAUGAGAAAGGAGAAGUGGUACUCUAUCUUGCGUCCCACAAGGACAUCACCAAAACAAAGAUGGCCUCCAUGGACGAAGAUAAAGAAGACUACGACGAAGAAGAAGAUUCUGAGAAUAACUACCUCAAUGACCUUCCGUCAAACUAUAACUACAAUCGAAGGAGAAGCCGCGCGGUGCUCUAUCACCUCUCAGGCCAUCUUAAAGAACAAGAGAAAAAGAAAAAGAGAAGAAAGCUUAAACUCAACAGUGGCCUGCUAUCCCCUAAAUCGACAGUACUACCGGAGUAUAAAGUGGCCGCCAUGAAGAAAUCGCGAGCCAUCGUACUCCAUUAUAGCAUAAUGAAAUCCGUAUGGGACUGGUGUGUGUUACUAGCUACGCUCUAUAUUGCCAUUGUCGUGCCAUUUAAUGCAGCCGUGCAUCAAGAGAAUGAAUUAGUUAUUACCAUUCUCGAUAUCAUCAUCGAGAUCAUUUUCAUCAUAGAUGUUGCGAUCAACUUCCGAACAACUUAUGUAAGUAAAUCGGGUAAAGUGGUGUACGAAGCGAGAGCUAUAGGGCUCAACUAUCUACGUAGUUGGUUCUUCAUAGACUUAUUAGCUGCCGUUCCGUUUGAUAUACUCACUCAGAUAUUCAAAUUAAAGUUGGAUACAAUUCAACUCAUCAAGUUAGCUAGAUUACUUCGUCUUCUUCGAUUGCUCAACAAGAUUGAGCGAUACUCUCAGUACAGUGCUAUCGUUCUAACUUUCUUCAUGCUCGCGUUUGCCCUGCUUGCCCAUUGGCUUGCAUGUAUCUGGUUUGUCAUUGGUCGAAUGGAGCUUAAUAAAAACGACGAUGGAUGGGACUUAGGAUGGAUCGUAGACUUGGGAGACCAACUUAAGAUGCCUGUUUUAGGGGUGAACAGUACUGGUCCGAGGAACGAUAGUAUAUACAUCACAGCAUUAUACUACACGUUGAGUAGUCUUACCAGUGUAGGCUUUGGCAACGUAUCUGCCAACACCAACACAGAGAAGAUUUUCACUAUUCUCGUUAUGUUUCUCGGAGCUCUGUGCCACGCUGCGGUUUUCGGAAACGUCACAGCGAUCAUCCAGCGCAUGUACUCUCGACGCGCUCUCUACUAUACCAAACUAAGAGACCUGAAAGAUUUCGUACGCUCCCACCACAUUCCGCCAGCCUUAAAGACCCGGAUGCAGGAAUAUUUUAUGACCUCGUGGUCAAUAAACAUGGGUAUCGAUACAACAGAGAUGCUGCAGACAUUCCCUGAGGAGCUACGAGCCGAUAUUGCUAUGCACCUUCAUAAAGAAUUCCUAGCUCUUCCUAUAUUUGCUGAUGCCAGCCAAGGAUGCCUACGAUCACUCUCGUUGCGGAUCAAGACAAGUUUCUGUGCACCUGGUGAAUAUAUUGUCCACCAAGGAGACGCCCUCAACGUCAUAUACUUCUUGUUAAACGGGUCAAUGGAAAUUCUCCGUCACGGGAUGGUCGUUGCCAUUUUAGGUAAGGGUGAUCUGUUCGGAUGUGACCUUUACGUCACUGAUACAGUCAUCCAAUCAAGUGGCGACAUCCAUGCCCUGACUUACUGUGACCUUCAGUCUGUAACCAGGCAAGAACUCUUAGAAGUAUUGGCUAGUUAUCCAGAAUACCAAUCAAAAUUCCAGCAAGAAAUAUCUCGCGAUUUGACGUUUAAUCUUCGGGAAGGUUAUGAUUCGGAGCAAUAUUGGAGCUCCACACAAAACCCUCCUGAUCCAGAUUACCCUGCGGAUAAAGCUCAGAAAAUGAAGAAGUUCCUUCGAAGAUGGAGAAAGCGAGCCAGAGCAGAAGAAAAAUAUUCGUACUGCGAAACGAACAACAGCGGGCGCAACACGAGAUUAACGUCGAUCUCUGAAGUCCGUGACGAAGACGAAGUCGGAACAUCGAAACAGACCCGAGAUUCAUCGACUGAUACGGGAGAAGAUGGCAUGGAGAACAGGCAUAUGUUACUCGAUGUUAGCAACUCCAUAGCCACAUCUGUGCCACCGGAUCUUAGUCCAAGGGUCGUUGACGGUGUAGAAGACGAAGGAAGUCCAUUUAAACGACAUACCUUUGACUUCCCAGCAGCUCGAAGUAAUGUCCAUUCGGCAGCAUCAAGGCAUCGCAGUCUAACCUUAACUCCUCGUCAGCCAUUAGUUGGUGAAAGCCGUAUGAGAACCAGCUAUACAGCCCCACAGUUAUCCCAAGAUCAUACGAGAUCAAAUUCAUCCGAUUCCCUUUAUCAAGAAGAUCUUAGGCAUGAACUUGAGUACACCAGAAACAGUGUGGAACGUCUUGACAAACAGGUAUCCAACCUGAGCAGAGAUGUUUCCAACCUGAGCCAAGACUUGAGGGCGGUUGUCAAGCUGCUUCAGGUCAUAAGCCCAAUGGCAUCAUCAUCACAAAAUCAGGCUUCAAAUGUAGCAGCAGCAGUAGCUUCGUCGGGUCUGAACGGUCCAGCCACACCAGGUCUUCCCGCCCCUCCUGCGCCAUGUGUAAUGACAGUCAAAAUCGGCCAGGGUGGCGAAGAGGACAUCAUCCAUGUUCAAAGACAAGAUGGUGUGUUAGAAACCAGUCUUGGUGGAGGAAUCCCAGAGCUCCCACCAGGAACCAUGGGACCAACGGUAGCAGCCUUGACGUCCGCAGUGAUGGCAUCUGCCACUAGCAACAGUGCUUGUUCGACACUCGAACGUCCUAGAAAAAGAACGAAUAGCAGUGAUACCGCGAAAGACGAAGAAGGUGCUUCUGGGACCAGCGUAAAAGAAACAAAUCUUGUCCUAUUUCAGGAACCUGACGAAAAUUUGACUGAAUCAGAGAGUCUGGAGAGAUUAGACUAUGACUCGGAAAAUGGAACAGAUUUAUGAACUUAUUCCUUAUCGACAAUACAGUACCUAGGGAGAAUACUUUCAUCAAAUCAUUCCUUGCUCACUCAUGACUCUUCAAUUUUAUGUUCCACAAAUCUUCAUUUAUGUACCUCGACUUUAAUCUACGCAAAAGGGACAGUGUCAUUUCAUACAUUUUGAUGUGUUUUGCUCUGCGAGCAAUCGUAUGAAAUAUAAAAUUCUAUAAGACUUGUUGAUUUUUCAAGAGGUUUUGCACAUUUUUACAUUGUUUUCUAUACCGAGUAGAUAGAUAUUUUGUAAUGAAAUCAUAUUGAGACAUUUAUGAUGUUAUUGCAUCAUUUUACUUAUUGCGUUUAAAUGUUCGAGGCUGAAGCUUCAAUAGUUAUAACAGCAUUACUCGUUAUAUCGCACAACAUCGUAUUUCGUGCACUAACAUUUGUUAUGUGGCGUUUCAAAUCGUUUAAUAUGGUUACUUUAUUCAAUGUGAUAUAAGAAUUUACCGACCUUGUGCAUUCUCUCCAAAAAAAGCAUCAUUCAUUAUCUUCAUUUUUGUCUUACCUCCAUAGCAGAGUGAGACUAUAGGCGCCGCU